AUGCUCUGCUCAGCCUGCAAAGACAUCUUUUCUCGUCCACGAAGGCUCGCUUACGGAAGCAUACAUCCAUGGGAGCAGACACCACUGUCCUUUCGCCUGGCUCUCCAGGCAGGAUGUCAUCUCUGCCAUCUUAUCGACGCGAGCCGCGGAUACGAUUCCGCGAGAAGUGAAUCAUUUCCACUCGGCAUCAGCUACUCAUUUAGACCACUCAACCCCAAGUGGGCGCGUUAUGGGACCGGCAUGAAGUGGUACACCUAUCAGUCCCGAUGUGCAGAUGAGGUCGGAGAAAUGGACGAGUAUCUACGCGGGUGGGAACAAGAUCCCACGCCCAACGGACUAGGCCGACUCCUUGCCACGGAUUCCGCGAGAGUCCCUGACGAGGCUGCCAAGUCCUGGGUAGUGCUGCGGUUCUACGGGUGCGAGGACAUUGUGCUGCCGAUAGAACUCUCCAUUCCCGACGACAAUCUCGAGGAUCUGGCCCAGCGGAACCUCCAUACCCAAACAACGACUGGACAUCCAGAGACGCUUCAGCUCGCCAAAGAAUGGCUGUGGAGCUGUCUCGACAGCCACCCCUCCUGUGGUCCUCGCUAUCCCUCCACCGAGGACUUCGUCCCAACUCGGCUGCUCGACAUCGGCACUAUCGAGUCACCACUUCUUCGUCUCGUCUCGGGCGCUUCACUGGAUCCAAAAUCUCGCUGGGUGGCACUCAGCCACCGAUGGGCCACGAAUCAAAUACACAUCCUCAGGUCUUCAAAAGUCGCUGCAUACCACAUCGCCAUUCCCCCCUCUGAAGUAUCCCCUACCAUCCGCGAUGCCACCCACGUGACACGCGCUUUGGGGAUCCGAUACCUCUGGGUUGACUGCAUGUGCAUCAUCCAAGACGACGGCAGCGCAGACUGGGCAAGAGAAUCCAACACCAUGUCCAAGAUUUACGGGCGCUCAACAUGCACCAUCGCCGCGGCGACCACCGCAGCCGCAGCCGCACCCGCUACCGCCGACACUGAAAGCGAAGCACGAGGCGGCGGUGGAUUCUUCGCGGAGAGGAGCCCCUACCGUGUCCGCCCCUGUGUUAUCCGCAACCCCUUCAAAUCUGGCGACUCCCGCUACCAAUUCAACGUCAUGCCCCCCUACCUCAACCGGCUGCACGACGAGAACGUCCGCUCAUCCGAGUGGUUCAAGCGCGGCUGGGUCUUUCAGGAGCGCAUGCUCGCGCCGCGGCUACUGGUAUUCUCAGACACCCAAAUCCUAUGGGGAUGUUCAUACCUGCAGGCAGCCGAGUCGUGGCCUAGAGGAAAAACCGCGGAGAACUACAUUGAUAGAUUCGAGAGUGUGGCUACUGAGAGGAAGAGGUUGCAGCAAUUGCUUCAUCAGGAAACUGGGGUCAGGAAGAACCACAAGGCGUGGUGGACGUUUCUGAGGGAUUAUAUGGCGAGUGAGUUGACUGUCAGGUCGGAUAGACUGCCUGCUAUUAGCGGCGUGGCGGCGCUGGUGGAGGGGCUGUCAGGGGAGAGAUACUGCGGCGGCCUUUGGAUCACAGCGGAGGAUCUGCCGGAGGCGUUGCUUUGGCAGGUGGGGAAUAAGAAUGUGAGACGGAGACCACCUGAGUAUAGGGCGCCAUCAUUUUCGUGGGCAAAGGUGGAAGGUGAGAUCUGUCUUAAGACGGGGGACUUGAAGAGGACCUCGACCAGUUUGGUACGAGUUAUAGAGGGGUUGCAGCUCGAGGACGCAGAGCUCAGUGGGAAUACGACUGGGAGGAAUGUCAGAGAGGCGUUGAGAAUGGAGGGAAUCUUGUUGCCGGCUUCGGUUCUGACGUCGUCUGACGGGGGAAUCGAUCAUCGGAUACUGACGAGGGAAGCUGGGGUCGAGCAGGCGUCGAUUAUCCAAAAGGAACUUGAGUACGCCCAAUCGCGCCGAGGACAGAUCGAAGCCAACGUCACAGCCACAAUCACAGUUGCCAGAAAGAGAGCCUCUAGAUUCCGUACGUGGAUCACCACAAGAAUUAGCCACAUAUGGGAAUCAUAUCUUCGCUGGGUCCUACUCGUCAUCGGCACCCCGAUCCUCUUCGUUCUGGCCGUCGCCGCCUUCGGUCUUGCGAUUGGUCUCGCCGCUGCCAUAGCCGGCCUUGCUAUUGUAGUGGUCCCCGUCGGAGCUGCCCUCUAUUUCUCCGUCAGAUUCUGCUCCAACUGCUGGACCAUGUACCUCUAUCCCUACUUCUUCGCGGAACAUAUUCGUCGGGAAGAGGCCGCGAGGGUGCGCGAGAAAAUGGCACACGAAGAGGACAUGCGCCGCAGGCAGCGUAAGGCGGAAGAGAGAGCCGAGAGGGUGUUUGCGGAUUUGGAACGAGGCGUGCGGUUCGAGGACCCGAUGUCGUUGGUUGAAGCAGGUCGCAAGUUGAAUCAGAAUGCAACGGAGGACAUGCCUGUCAAGAUUUAUUUACGCUCAGACUUUCUGCUUUCUGAUAGACAGGUGAUGGAGGUUUUUGUCCUUCCGGUUCUCCGUAAGGGUAAAUCGGUCGAGGGCCUGGUUGUUUGCUUGGUUGGAUUGUCGGGUGACCGGUAUGAGCGGCUUGGGACAUUUGAGAUGUCGGAUACCGAGGUUGCAAAGUUUCCUCACCCGAAGGGAGACGUGAGGUUUCUUCUUGUUUAA
Molecule: messenger RNA, 2646 nt
Organism: Fusarium vanettenii 77-13-4
Lineage: Eukaryota; Fungi; Ascomycota; Sordariomycetes; Hypocreales; Nectriaceae
Exons: 3
Coding region: 1-2646 (881 amino acids)
Source: RefSeq, a predicted model, not a curated record